CUGGUGUAAAGGCAGAGGGUGACUUCAGAGCAACGGCAGAAGUACAGACUAGUACAGACUAAUGCCAGCAUUAGACAUGACCGCCGCAGAUCGAUUCCCGGCUUCUGACGUCAUCUUGGGGUGACGUUCUUGCUGGGUGCACCUGAGGAGGGCGGAGAAGCUCUGACAGGAGCUGGGGGAGCUGUCAGCGCGGCCCGAGCUGAGGAUCGCGGCGAGUUAGGAGGAUGAGUAACAGCCACCCCCUGCGCCCUUACAUCGCUGUCGGAGAAAUUGACCACGUGCACAUCUUGUCGGAGAACGUGGGCGCUCUGAUAAACGGGGAGCAGUACAGCGAUGUCACCUUCAUCGUGGAAAAGAAAAGGUUUCCCGCUCACAGAGUCAUCCUGGCUGCCAGAUGCCAGUAUUUCAGGGCGCUGCUGUACGGAGGGAUGAGGGAGUCCCAGCCCGAGGCGGAGAUCGUUCUGCAGGACACGACGGUCGAGGCGUUCUCCAUGCUGAUAAAGUACAUCUACACGGGGCGAGCCACCCUGCGCGACGAGCGGGAAGAGGUGCUCCUGGACUUCCUCAGCCUGGCUCACAAAUACGGCUUCCCCGAGCUGGAGGACUCAACGUCCGAGUACCUGAGCACCGUCCUCAAGAUCCACAACGUGUGCAUGAUCUACGACGCGGCCAACCUCUACGGCCUGUCCAAACUCGCCAGCACCUGCUGCAUGUUCAUGGACCGCAACGCGCAGGAGACGCUGGCCAGCGAGGGCUUCCUCACGCUCUCCAAGGCGGCCCUGCUGGACAUCGUUCAUAGGGACUCGUUCGCCGCCCCGGAGAAGGAUAUUUUCCAGGCUCUGAUGCGUUGGUGCCGGCACAAUCCCGCGGAGAAGCACUCGGAGGUCAUGGGCACGGUGCGCCUGCCGCUGAUGAGUCUCACCGAGCUGCUCAACGUGGUGAGGCCGUCCGCCCUGCUCUCCCCGGACGCCAUACUGGACGCCAUUAAAGUGCGCUCGGAGAGCCGCGACAUGGACCUCAACUACAGGGGAAUGCUAAUUCCUGAAGAGAAUCUGGCGACGAUGAAGUUCGGGGCGCAGGUGAUAAAGGGAGAGCUGAAAUCGGCCCUGCUGGACGGCGACACGCAGAACUACGACCUGGACCACGGCUUCUCGCGGCACCCGAUCGAAGACGACUGCCGCUCCGGCCUAGAAGUGAAACUGGGCCAGCCGUCCAUCAUCAACCACGUCCGCCUCCUGCUGUGGGACCGCGACAGCCGCUCCUACUCCUAUUACAUCGAGGUCUCCAUGGACGAGCUGGACUGGAUUCGGGUCGUCGAUCACUCGCAGUUCCUGUGCCGCUCGUGGCAGAAGCUGUAUUUCCCGGCUCGUGUCUGCAGGUACAUCCGCAUCGUGGGGACGCACAACACGGUCAACAAGGUCUUCCAUCUGGUGGCGUUUGAGUGCAUGUUCACCAGCAAGCCCUUCACCCUGGAGAAAGGAUUAUUGGUCCCCGCAGAAAACGUUGCCACCGUCGGUGAAUGUGCCAGCGUGAUAGAGGGCGUCAGCCGGUGUCGGAACGCGCUGCUCAACGGCGACACGAAGAAUUACGACUGGGAUUCUGGCUACACCUGCCACCAGCUGGGCAGCGGGGCCAUCGUGGUGCAGCUCGCUCAGCCCUACGUCAUCGGCUCACUCAGGUUGCUGUUAUGGGAUUGCGACGACCGCAGCUACAGUUACUACAUCGAGGUUUCCACCGACCAGCAGCAGUGGACGACGGUCGCCGACCGGACGAAGGUCCCCUGCAGGUCAUGGCAGACGAUUACCUUCGACCGGCAGCCCGCCUGCUUUAUCAGGAUAGUGGGGACUCACAACACGGCCAACGAGGUUUUUCACUGUGUUCACUUCGAGUGUCCGGCGCAGAUUUUCUCCCACAAGGACGAAGUCAGCGAAGAAAGUGUGUCAUCCACGCAGAGCCAUGCCGCCCAGCAGGGGUUAUCCGCAGCCCCUCGUACGUCACACGCCAACUCCCAGCAUCCGCUGACUGAACAGAACCGCCGGGGGCCGCAGCAGUGACGGCAGAGACCGCGUCCCCCGUACCCUCCCUCUCGACGCGCUGGAAGUCGGCCCUCCGCCUCGUUUCUUGGAGGGAAUUGA
Molecule: messenger RNA, 2135 nt
Organism: Spea bombifrons (plains spadefoot toad)
Lineage: Eukaryota; Metazoa; Chordata; Amphibia; Anura; Pelobatidae
Gene: BTBD9
Product: BTB domain containing 9
Exons: 11
Coding region: 225-2054 (609 amino acids)
Biological process (GO): modulation of chemical synaptic transmission; circadian behavior; adult locomotory behavior
Molecular function (GO): protein binding
Source: RefSeq, a predicted model, not a curated record